Molecule: messenger RNA, 1389 nt
Organism: Aspergillus homomorphus CBS 101889
Lineage: Eukaryota; Fungi; Ascomycota; Eurotiomycetes; Eurotiales; Aspergillaceae
Gene: cia1
Product: iron-sulfur cluster assembly protein CIA1
Exons: 2
Coding region: 1-1389 (462 amino acids)
Biological process (GO): iron-sulfur cluster assembly
Cellular component (GO): cytosolic [4Fe-4S] assembly targeting complex
Molecular function (GO): protein binding
Source: RefSeq, a predicted model, not a curated record
AUGACUCCAGCACAACCAGCACAACCAACAUACCAAAUCCACGCCCUCUCAACCCUCGACCCUCCCUCCCUCGAACGCACCUGGCAAACGGCGCCGCACCCGCGCCUCCCCAUCGUCGCAACCUGCAGCUCGGACAAAACGAUCCGCAUCUACUCGCUCACAAACUUCCGACUCCUCUCCACAAUAACCGGCGGCCACAAGCGCAGCGUCCGCACCGCAGCCUGGAAACCGCACGUCGAAGGCGAAAGUGUGCUGGCAACGGGCUCCUUCGACGCAACAGCCGGCAUCUGGCGCCGAUGGGAUAAUUACCUUCCCACUUCUCAAGCCGCGGAGCUCCUAGCCAACACCGAUGAAGUCGCCGAAGGCAGUAACGAAGCCGCAACCGCAGCGCACCGCCCCACCCAAACCCUAGACCAUGAGGAUGAUGAAGAAGACGAAGAAGAAUGGCGCUUCGCCGUCCUCCUCGACGGCCACGACAGCGAAGUCAAGUCCGUCGCAUGGUCGCCCUCAGGCAUGCUUCUGGCGACGUGCUCGCGGGACAAAUCGAUCUGGAUCUGGGAGGAUCUCGACGACGGCGAUAAUAAUUUCGAGACUGUUGCUGUUAUGCAGGAGCAUGAGGGAGACGUAAAAUGUGUGGCGUGGCAUCCGCGCGAAGAGUGUUUGGUUAGUGGGAGUUAUGAUGAUACGAUUCGGGUUUGGAGGGAGGAUCUUGAUGAUUGGGGGCAGGUUGCUUGUCUCCGGGGCCAUGGGGGGACGGUUUGGGGGGUUGCUUUUGAGGGAGUAGCCCAUGGGUCUGGGGCUGGGGAGGAUGGUGAGGAGGAGAAGGUUGCGGUCAUGCGGGUUUGGAAGGAGCAGGAGCAGGUGCAAUUCAGGGCGUUGUCGGGUCCCAGGAUUCUUUCGUGUUCGGAUGAUCGCUCUGUGAGGGUUUGGAGGCGGUUGCCUAAGGAGGUCGACGCUCGUGGCGCUGGCAACAUGCCCAGUAUUAUUCGGCCCACUGGGCUUGAUGAGCACUGGGAGGAGGAGGCUACGCUCCCCCCAGUGCAUGAUCUGGCGGUUUAUUCGGUUGCGUGGAGUUCGAGGACGGGCCUGAUCGCGUCGGUCGGUGCUGAUGGUAGGAUUGUGGUGUAUGAGGAGCGGUUUGUCGCCAAGGAUGCGCAGGCUAUGGAGACGGACGCGUCCCUGCCUGAUGAGCAACAGCGACCCCCCAAACAGCCAUUGACGGAGUGGGUGGUUGUCGCUGUUCUGGUCGGGGCGCAUGGGAUCUACGAGAUUAACCAUGUUGCUUGGGCUAAGCGGGCGGAUCGCGGUCGGGAUACCACGAAAGAGGAGGAAAUCCUGAUUACUACGGCCGACGAUGGAAGCGUGAAGGUUUGGACGGUUGGGAAGUAG